Molecule: messenger RNA, 2585 nt
Organism: Xylaria bambusicola
Lineage: Eukaryota; Fungi; Ascomycota; Sordariomycetes; Xylariales; Xylariaceae
Product: putative MFS monosaccharide transporter
Exons: 5
Coding region: 468-2165 (565 amino acids)
Biological process (GO): carbohydrate transport; transmembrane transport
Cellular component (GO): membrane
Molecular function (GO): carbohydrate:proton symporter activity
Source: RefSeq, a predicted model, not a curated record
CGGCGCUGCUGCUCAACAGCGCCAUCUUCUUCAAGAUUCCUCCCUCAACUCCCAACCGCCUUCCCUCCAACAUCCCCCUCCGCACCCUAGCCUCGCGUUGGGAUCACGGCCAAUCGACGUCAUUGCUCGACGACCACCGCCAUCGAUCUUCGCAUGAGCGUCACUCCGACGACUCUGCCGACUUUGACUCGUGGACCGACACUGGUGACCUCGCAGAACAGUUGGCAGAUGAGGAGGAUCCCUUGCGCAAGAGUCUUGCCGAUACCUCCAUCCACGACGACCUCAUCUCGGGCGCCCUGAAGCGCCAUCCCAGGCACAGCAAACGCGUCCAGUUCAAACGCUCCGUCGACGAGCACAGCUACGGUCACUCCAGGUCUAGCUCCGGCGUCAUCGACAAGGAGGCCAUCCAGAUCCCUGACGUCCCUCCCCGUCGCAUAUCCCGAGGAGAGCGUUGCAUAGCCGCCAUCAUGCCGGGCACGGGGGUAAACGGCUUCACGGGCAAGGCCCUCAUCUACUUUACGAGCAUCUUUGUUUCAUUAGGCGUGUUUCUUUUCGGAUAUGAUCAGGGUGUUAUGUCGGGCAUCAUCACUGGCCCAUACUUCAGGGAUUAUUUUAACAAUCCCUCUAGGGCGGAGAUAGGCACCAUGGUUGCCAUUUUAGAGGUCGGGGCGUUUAUCUCGUCUUUAAUUGUUGGAAGAGUUGGAGAUAUCAUCGGUCGCCGAAAAACCAUCCUUUAUGGAUCCAUGAUAUUCUUCGUUGGCGGAGCGUUACAGACCUUUGCGACUAACAUGCCAAUGAUGAUGCUGGGCAGAAUUAUUGCUGGUUUGGGUGUUGGUUCAUUGUCGACGAUCGUGCCUGUUUAUCAAUCUGAGAUCUCGCCUCCUCACAAUCGAGGAAAACUUGCUUGCAUCGAGUUUUCAGGCAACAUUAUCGGGUACACUACAUCGAUAUGGGUAGAUUACUUCUGCGGCUACAUAAAGAGCAAUCUAUCCUGGCGGAUCCCUCUGCUUAUGCAAUGCGUUAUGGGAGCUCUAUUGGGCUUGGGAAGCUUAAUUAUCGUGGAGUCACCGAGAUGGCUGCUUGAUAAUGAUCACGAUGAAGAGGGAAUUGUCGUCAUAGCAAAUCUAUAUGGUGGUGGUGAUAUCCAUAAUCCUAAAGCGAGGGAUGAAUACCGUGAGAUCAAGAUGAACGUUUUGCUGCAACGCAUGGAAGGCGAGCGAAGUUACUCCGAGAUGUUCCGUCGGUACAAGACACGCGUCUUCAUUGCCAUGUCAGCACAAGCACUCGCUCAGCUUAACGGUAUCAAUGUCAUUUCUUAUUAUGCGCCUUACGUCUUCGAAUCGGCUGGCUGGGUUGGCCAUGAUGCAGUGAAGAUGACGGGUAUCAACGGCAUCACCUAUCUACUUUCUACGAUUCCGCCGUGGUACAUUGUGGAUCGAUGGGGCCGUCGUGUCAUCCUCUUGACAGGCGCAGUUGCUAUGGCCAUAUCGCUCUCGCUGGUCUCUUAUUUCAUUUAUUUGGAUAUCGAGUUAACGCCUAACUUGGUUGUGAUCUUCGUCAUGAUAUACAACGCAGCUUUUGGGUACUCAUGGGGUCCGAUUCCAUGGCUCUACCCACCAGAGAUUCUCCCACUCAGUAUUCGAUCGAAGGGAGCCAGUUUGUCGACUGCUUCCAAUUGGGCAUUCAAUUGGCUCGUGGGAGAAAUGACCCCCAUCUUGCAGGAGUGGAUCAAGUGGCGGUUGUAUUUGCUUCAUGCUUUCUUCUGCGUGGUCAGUUUUGUUGUUGUGUACUUUGUAUACCCAGAGACAUGUGGUGUGCGAUUGGAAGAUAUGGACUCAUUAUUUGGAGAUGCCAGCACGGCUAUCGGUACUCCUGGCGUUCGAUCGGAAACUGGUUCUCUCGUCCGGGCAGGAUCUCCUGUGCCCUCCCUUGAUCUUCGAGGACGGCCACUGGCGCCAGAUGGAGCGAUUCCUCCACUAGAUAUCGACCCGCCAGCGGUCAAUAUUGUAGAUGGCAAAGCUGCACCGCGACUGCGAUCCGAAAGUCGCAGUUCACGGGGUCGCGUGGGUGAGUGGUUAAGCAGGAUGGUCGGCCAAACCCGUGGCUCAAGUAGUAGUCCCGCGUCUGGCGCGAGAUAUGCCCCGCUAGACCAGCGAGACGACUAGAGUUACGUAUACAUAUAUGGUUCAGAAGAAUAAGAAGCGAAGAUGAUAGAUUUUUUCAUUAUCCCCUAUAUAGAGGGUGGCGGCGUCCACGGACCAUCAAAGUUCCGGCUUGGGGUCGAUGUCGUGAUUCCCACGAAUCGAAUGGACCAAAGGUCUAGAGUGAGCAUGUUGACUCCGGAAGGCAACUUAAUUAUCAACGCAUAUCACAUUGAGCGGUUCGAGUCUUGAUUGACGAUUGGAGAUGUGACAGUAUCGUUAUAAAGCGGACUGAUGGUUGGGGGCCACAGUUGUUUUCCAUAGAACAGCAUGCUGGUGGUAUCAGGGCAAAAGGAAAACAUGCCUGUACUUAUAAUGGAUUCUGUAUCUGUGAGAAUAAACCCUGGUAGACGGGCUUGGGUUGUAUGCCGGGUAUUCUGUCAC